Molecule: messenger RNA, 1773 nt
Organism: Podospora anserina S mat+
Lineage: Eukaryota; Fungi; Ascomycota; Sordariomycetes; Sordariales; Podosporaceae
Exons: 4
Coding region: 1-1773 (590 amino acids)
Molecular function (GO): NADP binding; N,N-dimethylaniline monooxygenase activity; flavin adenine dinucleotide binding
Source: RefSeq, a predicted model, not a curated record
AUGAAGGCUGCAGUCAUCGGAGCAGGUCCUUCAGGACUAGUUACUCUGAAAUAUCUUGUUUCUGCUCACACUUUUCUCGGCACUGAGCCCAUUGAAACACUGUUAUUCGAGAGCGAAGACACCAUCGGCGGCACAUUUCAAGCCAGGAUCUAUGAAGAUACCGAGCUUGUCAGUUCUAAGCAGCUUACUUCCUUCUCAGACUUCCGUCUCCGUGACGAGGACCCCGACUUCGUCUCUGCCGAGCGCUACGUCAAGUAUCUCCACGAGUACUGCGACAAAUUCAAGCCUUGGUCCCAAAUCAAACUCUCCAUCACUGUGGUAUCGGUAAAGCCCAACAUCAAAGGCAAGGGUCAUACAAUUACGUAUUCAGCCAAAGGAACGGGGAAGCAAAAGAGUUGGACCUGUGAUGCGAUUUCAAUGUGCUCUGGCCUGCAUGUCACCCCUAACCUGCCCGAAAUCCCGGGGCUGGAGGACCAUGUGCCCUUGGUGAUGCAUUCAUCCCAGUUCAAAUCCCGCUCACAGUUUGGAACUAAUAAGACAGUCAUGGUGCUUGGAAGCGGCGAGACAGGAGCAGAUAUAGCGUACCUGGCCGUUACCUCACCCACCAAGCAGGUUGUGAUGUGCCACCGCAGUGGCUUCCAUUUUGCACCCAAGGUUGGUCCGCCAUGUUUGGAUUUUCCUGACACUCAAGAGCGCGGCAUUCCCGUUGGUAAGUGGUCUUUACUGACACUUCUCUUCGACACAGCCUAUGUCCACCCUCUGUUGCGCAACUCCAAUGCCCCCUGGACAUUCUACGACUGGUACGUCAAAGGAAUACUGUGGCUGAACACCGGAACUUCAGGAGGUCUCGACCAGAUUGUCGGAGAACCUUCCCCAGAGAAGAACCAUGUUAGCAAAAUUUUCUUCAAGAGCAGCAAAGCAUCUCCCUACAUCUCGUACCCCUAUCGUCUCAACUCCAAAAGAAGUCUUGUCGACCGCAUCCGCUCGGGUAUCAUCCAGUCGCCCGUACCUUCCACCAAUGGUCGACAGAUUGACUUGGCCCCUUGGCCCGAGUCAGUCUCCUCCGACGGAGAGAUACACUUUCAAGACAAUGGACGACCGGAGUUUCAGAGGGUCAAAGACGGGAAUAUCAAGCCCGACAUUGUCAUCUGCUUCACAGGCUACAAGCAAACCUUUCCUUUUCUGGACAGAGAUCACUACCCCACGGCAGAAGAGGCCGACGUGAGAAAAAUCUUGCACGACAGAGACCCAACAGUGGGAUUCAUCGGGUUCUUGAGACCAAGUCUAGGGGCGAUCCCGCCGUUGGCGGAGAUGCAGGCUCAGUUGUGGAUCCUGGGCAUCAUGGUUCCAGAGAGGGUGCAUGAGUUGAGGCCGGAGGAUGAGCCGCACUACAGGUUGUUACAUGGCAAGGAUAGCCGGAUCGGAUAUGGUAACGAUCAUGAGAGCUAUGUGUACCAGUUAGCAUUGGAUAUGAACUCCGCAGUUGGGUUCGCAGAGAUUGUCAAGAGGUCGGGGGAACGAAGGGAGUGGAGGUUGGCCAUUGCUUGGGCAUUGGGGACGAAUGUAAACCUUAAGUUUAAAAUUCGUGGACCUUGGAGAUGGGAUGGAGCAGAGCGUCUGUUGGAGACGGAAGUUUGGGAGACGAUUUGUCGAAGGCGAUGGCUCUUUGGUAAGAGUCUCCGGACUGCGGAGAACUUGACAUUGAAACUAACACCUGGUUUACAGAUCAUUUCUUAUUGUCUUUUCUCCCCAUGGCCAUAUUUGGUCCUUUGA